This is a messenger RNA of Vespula pensylvanica (western yellowjacket), 2855 nucleotides long. RefSeq names its product cGMP-dependent 3',5'-cyclic phosphodiesterase-like. The record is from RefSeq and is a predicted model, not a curated record. The transcript has 13 exons. Lineage: Eukaryota; Metazoa; Arthropoda; Insecta; Hymenoptera; Vespidae. The coding region runs from base 573 to 2762 and encodes 729 amino acids. Gene Ontology annotation, molecular function: 3',5'-cyclic-GMP phosphodiesterase activity; 3',5'-cyclic-AMP phosphodiesterase activity; 3',5'-cGMP-stimulated cyclic-nucleotide phosphodiesterase activity. Gene Ontology annotation, biological process: cGMP catabolic process; regulation of mitochondrion organization; negative regulation of receptor guanylyl cyclase signaling pathway. Gene Ontology annotation, cellular component: mitochondrial matrix; cytosol; synaptic membrane.
GUAAAAUUACUCAUGUAAACGCAUGUACGAUUCUAUAUCUAUAUCCGUAAUAAAUAUAUGUUACGUGUUUGUUUAUUUUACGAGGUUUAUAAAAAUCCUAAUAACAGUAGAAGAAAUUUUAUUUUACGAAUAUAGAUAAUUUAAUAAAGCAACUCCAUGAUAAAUAUCUACAAACCAAUCACAAUUUUUGUUACACAAUUUAAUCACGUUAAAUCAGUAGCAAUAUAUUAUAAUUACACGAUGUAUACACGAAAUAUAAUAUUAAAGCAGCGCGAACGAAAAAAAUGAGAUUUAAACUGAUUAGAUUUAAUCUUUGUUUAUCAUAUCAUAAAGUAAUAUAACUUUUUCAAUAAAGAAAGAUGAACUCACUUAUUCGGAUAAAGGGAAGAUAGAAAAUAUAUACUUAAACGUUUUUCAAGUUGAUGAUUUAAUUAAAAAUUAAAAUCGCUAAUUUCAAGUUGUGACAUAAUUCAUUUGUUAUUGAUAAAUAAGAUCACAAGAGAAGUGAUAAAGCCAUAUAAUUCAUCAUAUUGUGCAAGCAACAAACAUGCUGUAAUUCUACAAAAGAAAAAAUGGAUUCAUUAAAGUUGAAAGUAACUGAUCCUAAUGCAAUUCUUUCAUUAAUAGAGGAAUUAUCUGAUCUAUCUUAUACAGAAGUACAAGUGAAGUUAAAUACAUACAUACAAGCAAAAACUGGUAUAGAAAUAUAUUUCCUUGCUCCUAUUUUAUAUGAAAGGAAAGAAUUAGUUAUUCAUAUGAUAGGUAAUAAAGUUUUGGAUCAUGAAUUAAGAUUACCUAUAUCAAAUAUUUUUAAUUCAAUAAUAAAUUCCCAGAAAACAAUAAUGGCUAGUUCUUCAGAAUUACCUAACGAAUUAUUACAACACAUUUAUUUAGACAAACAUUAUGUUCAAGCACCAUUUCUUCUUAUUCCUGUACAACAUCAUCAGAAACAAUUAACAGCAUUAAUUGUGUGCUUAAAUAGUUCUAAAGCUAAAAGUACUGAUAUAGACAAAUAUACGAAAGUGGUUCUGGAAUGCUUUAGAUAUUGCCUUGGAUAUAUUCUAAGUUCGUUAAAAUGUUAUGAAGAAACUCGAUUAAAAUAUCAAUGUCAAAAUAUACUUGCUAUUUCUAGAAAACUUAUUACUCAUUUAGGAGAUUUAACCGACCUCUUACAUGAAAUCAUGACAGAAGUUAAAAAACUUACUAAUGCAGAACGAUGUUCUUUAUUUCUUUUGGAAGAUGAUCAUCAAGAAUUAGUAGCAUAUGUAUUUGAUGGAAUAUCAACGAAAAAGUUUGUUAAAGAAAUGCGAAUAUCUGUCGAUAAAGGUAUAGCAGGUCAUGUUGCUACAACAGGAAAACUAUUAAAUAUCCAAGAUACCUAUAAGCAUCCAUUAUUUUAUAGAGGCAUUGAUGAAGUAACAGGCUUUAAGACUAAAAAUAUACUUUGCUUUCCUAUUUAUGAUGAAAAUGGAAUUGUUGGCGUUGCUCAACUUUGUAAUAAAAUAGAUGGCUUAUAUUUUGAUGAACUUGAUGAAGAAAUUGCAACAGCUGUUAGUAUUUAUUGUGGUAUAACAAUUAUGCACAGUAUAAUAUAUAAAAAAAUGCAAGAUGCACAAGCUAGAAAUAAAUUAAGCAAUGAAAUCAUGAUGUAUCAUAUGAAGGUUGAAGAAGAAGCUGUUUUUGAAUUGGUUAAUUAUAAAAUUAAAGAUAAUAUCACUGAUUUUAAUGAAUUUUAUUUCAGUCCUAGAGAUAUAUCUUAUGAGGACAUGCCUUGUUAUAUGAUCAACAUCUUUAAUGAUUUAAAUUUCAUUGAAUAUUUUAAAAUAAAAAUACACACGUUAGCCAGGUUUAUACUCUAUGUUAAAAAAGCUUAUAGAGAUGCAUCGUAUCAUAAUUGGAUUCAUGCAUUUUCUGUUGCACAUUUUGCUUAUUUACUAAUUAAAAAUUUAUACCUCAUUAGAGAAGGUUAUUUGACAUACUUGCAGGCUUUCGUGUUUUUAGUAUCCUGUCUAUGUCAUGAUAUAGAUCAUAGAGGAACUAACAAUGCUUUUCAAACUACAUCUGAAUCAGUUUUAGCAAGUCUUUACAGUUCAGAAGGUUCGGUUAUGGAGAGACAUCACUUUGCACAAACUAUGUGUAUUUUAAAUACAGAAGGUUGUAACAUAUUUGAAAAUUUUAAUAGUCAGGAAUAUAAAGAGGCUUUGGUUUUCCUUAAAAACAAUAUACUUGCAACUGAUUUAUCAAGGCAUUUCCUUAAUACAGAGCAACAAAAUGAAAUAUUUAGAACUGGCUAUAAAAAACAUGAUUCUGAACAUCAGAAACUUCUUUCUGGCAUGUUAAUGACUUGUUGUGACCUCAGUGAUCAAACGAAAAAUUGGACAGUUACUAAAAAAGUUGCUGAAUUAAUCUAUGAGGAGUUUUUUUCUCAAGGUGAUUUAGAAAAAAGUAUGGGUAAAACUCCAGUAGAAAUGAUGGAUAGAGAUAAAGCAUUUAUACCAGAUCUUCAAGUACAGUUCAUUACAGAUAUAGUGGAACCACUUUUUAAUAAUCUGGCCAUGUUAUUUCCAAUGACACAACCACUCGUUAAAAUCUUAAAGUAUAAUAAAGCGUUGUGGGAAACUUCCAGAAAGGUAUUCAGAAAAUAUAUUGAAAAUGGAAUAGAAGGUAUGAAUGUUCUUUUGGAUCCAAAUUUUGAAACUGAAGUAUUUUAUAGUCAUUUUAAAGACAGUAAUGAAUGUGAAAGUGCAACAUGUAACUUUUAAAUAUAUUUAGAUACAUAUAUCAGUCUUGUAAAGAAUAAAUUCUAUAUAAAUCUUACAUAUUUAAAUCUAAAUAAAGUAACACAAAAUAUGAAA